Molecule: messenger RNA, 2729 nt
Organism: Dromaius novaehollandiae (emu)
Lineage: Eukaryota; Metazoa; Chordata; Aves; Casuariiformes; Dromaiidae
Gene: CMTM3
Product: CKLF like MARVEL transmembrane domain containing 3
Exons: 6
Coding region: 181-753 (190 amino acids)
Cellular component (GO): membrane
Source: RefSeq, a predicted model, not a curated record
CGCCCGUGGAGCGGGGGGCGCGGCCGGCAGCCCCUCGGAGCCGCCCCCCGGCUUGGGGAUGCUGAGGGCUUUUUUCACGUUUCCGCAGUGUCACGAUUUCCGCUUCCCUCCUUCAAAGGAGGAAGGAAAAGAGAGAAAAAGAGGAGCGCGAGCCGGGAGCGCCGCCGCCAGCCCCGGGCCAUGGAGGAGCCCGAGCCGGCCGGGGCCGCCGCCGCGCCGCCGCCCGGGCUCGGGGCGCUCCUGCCCUCCCGCGACCUGCUGCGCUCGCGCAAGGGCCAGCUGCUGCUCGCCGAGUCGAAAUGCCAGCAUGAAAAGAACUGCCACUUCAAAGGACCAACAGCAAACAAAAAACUAGUGCUGUCAUUUAUCAUCUUUAUCUGCUAUAUUGCAUCUUCAGCUGCCUCUUUCAUGAUGGCACCGCUCUUAGAAUUUCUGCUGGCACUGUUUCUUUUUUUCGCCUACGCCUCUAAACUUAAUGAGAAGUUUAAAGGACUCUACUGGCCUUUGACGGAUUUCUUGCGGUGCGUCACUGCUGCUAUUAUUUACUUUGCCAUCUCAAUUGCUGCCGUCUCAAAAUAUACUGAUGGAGCAUCUAAAGCAGCCGGAGUGUUUGGAUUUAUAGCCACAAUAGUGUUUGCCAUUGAUUUCUACAUAACCUUCAAUGACCUGGUUACAUUUCUCAAACAAGGCACUUCUAGUCCCCCUGAAGAGCGCAAGUCAGACGAUGAAGAUUCCGAUUCUGAUUCCGACUGAAGAACAGGACAGCAAUGAAUUGUAAAGGGAAGAUGAUCAGGCACUUUCCUCUUUGCUGAAUGCACUGCCAAUUGAAAUACUUCCCUUUUCACUCUUGGUAUCCUCUUUUCACCUCACUGCUUAUGGAGUCACCACAGCAUAGGACAGUGGUGUGGAAGAGGAGACUAUUUGAUGCCAUUGAACACUCCUUCAGAACUAAUGAUUUUACAGCAGUUGAAUCUGCAACACAAGUCUGUAUCUGAACAAACAUCCCAGUUCUCCCCUUCUCUUCUUUACUCAGCUGUACGAUAUACUGAGUAAACAGGAACAUAGUAUUUUAAACUUAUAGCAGAGCUUUUAAUAUUCUUUCUUAAUUCCAAAUCUUUAACACUUAUAAGCUUUUAUACUUCUUGCUGUGCCAAAGCGGAGAGGCACAGAAUGCCUCUACUUUAUUUGUGUUUUUCUAGAUUAACUAACAAACAAAGUAUAGUAUCUCUUUAAAGUCUGAAUAUUCCAAUAUCUCAAGCAUUUAAGGCACAGAUUAUAGUUAAUGUGUUGGUUUCAAUGCAUGUAUAUCCACCGCCUAUCUGUGACAAAAAGAAAUGACAACUGGAAAUCUGCACCAAGAUCAAAUCUCAAAGUCUAAUUGUGCCUCAGGUUAGCCGGUUCAUCAGACAUUUAAUUCCACUUUAAGCUGCUUGGAUGGGAUCACAUCCCAUCUUUUGCAAUUUCACCACAGAUACCAGGCAGAACAGAAUAGGCAUUUACUCACUGGCCCCUUGCUACCAUGUGUGUGGAAGCCCUCAUACAUGCUUGCACACACGGGUAAGGAAGGCUUACGCUUGCCAAGUACCUCCCAAUGACACUAUCUGCCAGUCAAAGACUACAAAUUAUUUGUGCGCGAGGUAUCGCUGUCUGACCUCGUGCUCUGUGUUCUUCACCUUGGUUCUCCAAUGAGAAGCAGUGCGGGACGUGGUCCACUCGGUGCAGAGUCGAAGGCUGUGCUGCCCAAGCAUACCAGAGGGUUCGUGAAACAGAGAUUGUUUCUGUAAAACUCAGGCUACCUGGGCCCUAGGAGGGCAAUACUCCCUUCCCCCUGUGAAGAUGCAAAAUCAACCUCGAAACUAAAGAAUGUCUUUGCAGUGAAAUUCAUUUUCCCAGUCCCCUCAGGCUUUUUUUUUUUUUUUUUUUUUUUUUUUUUUUUUUUUUUUAAUUAAUACUCCUUUCUCUGAAAGGACAUGAUUUAUCUCUUGGGUCUAGUAUUUUGGGAAAAAAAUCUUUAGAAUUUACAUGGUUUUUUCAUGGGUAGCAUAACCUACCUUGAAAUAUCUGUGCCCAUAUAUAAGUGCACACUACUCAUGUAAAAAGCAUGGCAUGUCCCUUAUAUACGGCAUCUGAUCAGUCUAUUUCAGAGAAACCCUUAUACAUUAAAAAACAUUUAAUAUAGUUCCAGGACAGGUGGCUUUAACAAAAAAUAAUUAAAGUGAGAGCAGAUGGUACUAAUAGAGUAAAUGAAAAACAGAACGAAAACAAUAAAGGCAGAUUUCAUUUCAAACAAAAUUACUGCCUGCGUUCCAAUUCCCUGCUAGCAGCUGGCUGCUAACUGGCAAAAACACGGUACCUAAGAGCAAACAGGUAUUUGGGGAACUGAUCUGGCUAGAUAAGGAGACAUCUAACAGGCAGUUUCUACAACUUGUGUUUCCAGACCACUGAAGGAAUAAAAGCAAAGCAAAUGUUUGCUUUCAAAUGUGAUAAAUAUUCUUUGCUUUUGUGAAAGAGCUCUAUGGACCUUUUCCUGUAUGAAAUUCCGCAUUUUUUUCUCUACUGUCAUGUUUUACUGACACUGACUGUGAUGUCAGGGGACCUGGGCUCAUUUUUAUAUUCAAUUUUUUGUAUUUUUAUUAUUUUUUUAAAAAAUGUACUGCAUGUCACAGCUGGUAACUAGUACAUGGUUAACAUAUAGAAACCAUGCUGGAUUAAACCUCUUUCAAUAGAAA